GCAUUCCCUUCUUUCCUCCACUGAGCCGUCGGAGCGGAUAGCUAAUCCUCUUUCCUCCCGGUUCUUCUAACAAACACACCCAUGACACGGCGGAUUUAACCUCAGGGGGAGACCCCAGGUUCUCCAGAAGUUGGAAUCUUUCUUUGGGUCCCUUUCCUCCCCCUCCUCUCAUCCCAGCCACCACUGCCAUGGAGAGCUCUUCAGUGGCGUCUGCAUCGUCUGAAGCUGGGAGCACACGCUCGCAGGAGAUAGAAGAGCUGGAGCGCUUCAUCGACAGCUACGUGCUGGAGUAUCAGGUGCAGGGGCUUCUGGAAGACAAGGCAGAUGGAGACUUGGACUUGGACAGCGGUGGCAAAGAACCACAGUGGACAGAUGACUGCACGGACAAGAUAGAUGGUAGUUGGACAUCAUCACAAGGAAGAGGCUCCUCUAAACCUGAUGAGUGGGAACACAGCAGUAAUGGCAGUUCAGGCUCUAGGCCCAGCUCAGGGUCUAGACCUGGAUCCGGCUCACGCUCCGGCAGCAGAGGCCGAAACAACCAGUUCAAAGUUUCUGCAAAGAAUGGAAACAGAGAUUGCUCCUUUGACAUCUUGGGGACAGAUAUUUGGGCUGCAAACACUAUGGACUCACACGGAGGUGCAGGUUGGGAUGUGCAGCCAGAGAAGCUUGACUUCAGCCAUUUUCAUAUGAAAAACUUCAGAGGAAUGCCAAAACCUUUGCCACACAUUGACAGAGAGGGUAUGAACAAAAACAUGUUUGCAGAAGAUGAUGGGAUAGACAUGAAUGACCUAGAGAGGUUCCUACCUCAUCUUCACUCUGUCUUCCCACCACUUCCUAAUGAGGCUGAGAUCGCUCACACCAAAAAGCUCUUCCGACGCAGGAGGAACGACCGACGGAGGCAGCAGCGACCUCAAGGUGGAGGAGGAGGAGGAGGAGGAGGAGGGAAGAACCAGCCUCAGCAGACACAACAGUCACCACAGCGCCAGAGGGAUCAAACCCAACAAUUGUCUCCAAACCAACAAGAGUUGCAUUUAACAGAACUUGGAGAGAACCAAAACCGUAAUGCUGCUCGACCACCUCGCCUGAACCAAGGAGGACAUGGGCCACGCCAAGGAGGACCCCCGCAUCAUGGAUACAGCCAGAACCGGCGCUGGCACCACAAUCAGAAAGGCCAGGGACACAGACAAACAAACACUACGGGUGAUAAAGACGUGCCACCAAGAACAACCAAAGACAAAGAGACUGAGAGUGUUAACAUGGGUGACGAGCGAAUCAGGCCGACACCAGAAUGUAACAAUCAGAGUCCCAAAACUGACUCCGCACCCAGUACAAAUGCUGGCCCAGAUCUGAGGGUUAAUGAGGAUCCUCCCAAUCCACCACAAAGUAGAAGCAAAGGCCAGUCUGAGCAGCCAAAAAUUAACCUCCUGCAGUCGUCAAAGGAAAGGCUAAGGAGGAGACUAAAAGAUAAGGAGGAGGCACAAGUGAAGGAAUCACGGACGGGACCGCAGAACAUGGAUCGGCUCGUCGACCUUCUCAACAGCAUGAGGAGCAACAGCAGCGGCGUGGAGCAACAGCUGGCCUCAUUCAUGGAGGAGGCGCAGUGUUCGGCUCAGUCCGAGGAGGCGCUGGCUCAGGUGGUCGGCACCAUCUACUCCAAGGCCGUUUCGGACCGGAGCUUUGCCGCGACGGCCGCAAAACUCUGUGACAAGAUGGCGCUGUUCAUGGUGGAGGGAACCAAGUUCAGAUCGCUGCUGCUCAACAUGCUGCAGAGGGACUUUUCCCGCCGCGAGGCCCUCCAGCAGUCCGACGUGGAGCAGUGGUUGGGUUUCAUCACCUUUCUGUGCGAGGUGUUUGGUACCAUGAGGAGCAGCUCCGGUGACCCGUUCAGGGUCCUGGUGUGUCCCAUCUACACAUGUUUACGAGAGCUGCUCGAGUCAACAGAUGUCAAGGAGGACGCGGUCCUUUGUUGCUCCAUGGAGUUGCAGGCGGCGGGACGUCUCCUGGAGGAGCAGCUUCCUGAGAUGAUGACGGAGCUCCUAGCAGCCGUCAGAGACAAGAUGCUGUGUCCGGCCGAGUCCCAGCUGACCCGCUCUCUGCUCAUGGAGGUCAUCGAGCUGCACGCACACCGCUGGAGCCCCCUGGAGUCACUCACCACCCAGUACUACAACCGUACCAUCCAAAAGCUCACCACAACUGCCUAGUUCCCACAGAAGGAGGAGGAGGCAAGCCCCCCACCCCGUUUUUCUGAUGCUCCGUCUCAUCAAACAUUUCAGAUCGUCUUGCCUGCCUGAAGGAGUGCAGCUGUUUCAGCAGGGGGGGGGGGGGGG
Messenger RNA from Austrofundulus limnaeus, 2327 nucleotides. It is a transcript of the gene ctif, whose product is annotated as CBP80/20-dependent translation initiation factor. The transcript has 13 exons. The coding region runs from base 189 to 2201 and encodes 670 amino acids. Gene Ontology annotation, biological process: regulation of translational initiation. Lineage: Eukaryota; Metazoa; Chordata; Actinopteri; Cyprinodontiformes; Rivulidae. Gene Ontology annotation, cellular component: cytosol. Gene Ontology annotation, molecular function: translation activator activity; RNA binding; protein binding. The record is from RefSeq and is a predicted model, not a curated record.